Anolis carolinensis (green anole) is the source of this 4832-nucleotide messenger RNA. RefSeq names its product zinc finger protein 451 (gene znf451). Gene Ontology annotation, molecular function: DNA-binding transcription factor activity, RNA polymerase II-specific; sequence-specific DNA binding. The record is from RefSeq and is a predicted model, not a curated record. Gene Ontology annotation, biological process: regulation of transcription by RNA polymerase II. The coding region runs from base 927 to 4076 and encodes 1049 amino acids. The transcript has 14 exons. Gene Ontology annotation, cellular component: nucleus. Lineage: Eukaryota; Metazoa; Chordata; Lepidosauria; Squamata; Anolidae.
UGUGGUUUGAGAGGCAACAUAGGUAUUUCUUUCUCAGACACAUCCUUUUGCAGGCAUGUUCUGCAACAUCAUGUUUCAUUGCAAUUAGAAGGCAAUCCUGUUUGGAUGGUGAGUUAAUCACUUGUGUAGGUCCCAGCAUUCCUCACACUACAGGAAAAUUGGACAUCGGUACUCAUCUUAAAAGUUCCUUUUUUCAGUUGUGGGAAAGGAAUCCUUCUCAGCCUGGCUGAUGAAGGUUUUGUGUGUUUGGCUGCUCUUGGUGUGUUUUUUGUUUGUCUGGAGCUGUGCCAUACCUUCACAUUAGGAUUAGCCUUCCCUCUUAGAGUGGUAAAGGUGAGUUCCAGAUUUGCCUAUGAAGCAGGAGGGAGGAGUCAGACGUAGCAUAUGAUUGCAGAAAGGGAACCUAAACCAAUGUUCCAAUCUCUAUCAUUCAGUUAAUCAGUCCAUAAAAGUGGAAACUCAGGAUCCUAUGUGUAAACCACAUUUUCAAGUGGUGUUGAGUUCAGCUUUUGAGGUUUUUCUGAAUGACGGCAUUAAUAGUCAUGGAAAAGAUCAGAAGUAUUUUCAGUUGAAUGUGCAGAAAAUCCCCUUCGGAUCUUCUUGCUCAUUAUGGUCCACACAUGGAUAUUCAUUGUGGGGCAUACAUAAGCAUUAGAGGCAUAGCUCUGUUCCUUCACAAAUGCAAACAAUAAUGCAUUCUUAAAUAUAUGUAUUAUCAAACCAUUGAAUGCAAUUUGUGUGUUUUUUCACACUUCUUCCAGGUCUUAAACUGCUAAUAGCUAAGCCAAGUAAAGUGUCACCAGCCUCCCAACAGGUCAGCAACAUAAACAGCUAUUUGUGAUGUAACUGAAAGUUACAUCAUAACUCUCUAGGUUAAAACUCUACACAGUGAAUAUGAAGUAGGUAAUGGGAUGACGAAGGGGUAGAUGAUGGAGAUCAGUGGGGGAAAUGCAAAGGACAAAGAUUACAUUGAUUAUCAGAAGGAUAAGGUAAUGUCAACUCUAGAUCGUCUAGCACGACAUGUCGAGGUAGAGAAACAAUUGAAAGAAGAGAAAAACAAAGCUUUCAAGGAAAAAAUGGAUUCUCAACAUGCUCAUGGGCUACAAGAGCUGGAAUUUAUCAAAGAUCACAGUGACACAGAAGCAGCAAGAUUUUGUGUGAACCAGUGGUUAAAAAUGCCAGGUCUCAAGCCAGGCAUUGUAAACUCAGGAAGAAGAGUGUUACCUCAGAAAUCAGAUAAAAUGUCAUCUAAUAGUAAAUCUGUUUUAUGUCCCAUAAUGUACUGCAAUCGGAAAUUUGACAAUGGGCAUCUUCUCCUAGGUCACCUUAAAAGGUUUGAUCAUUCACCAUGUGAUCCAGCAAUUACACUCCAUGGACCUCCAGCCAAUGACUUUGCCUGUAUAAUCUGUGCGAGGAGAUUUCUUACCACUCAACAACACAGUAAUCACGUUUUAUCUAAGGCUCAUGAGAAUGAUGGUCAUGAAAAGAACUAUCCUCCUCAACAUAUUCAGUGCUUUGCAUGUCCAUGCUGUUUCCUCCUUUUCAGCAUAAGAGAUGAAUGUCUGCAGCAUAUGUCUGCAAAGAACCACUUUUCCCAGGCUUUUAAGCUGAAUGAUAAACAAGGCAAGCUAGCUCCUUUGCCUUUCCCAGCCUUUGCAAAGAAUCUCCUGAUCUCUCUCUGUAAAGAAGUUCCAUUCCAAGUGAAAUGUACAUCUUGCCAUCAAGUUUUGAGCUCCCAUGUAGAAUUAACAGCUCACUUCAGGACUCGUUGUCGUAAUGCUGGCCCAGUAGCUGUGUCAAAGAAGACCAUUUCCCAAGUUGCUGAAAUCUUUAAAGCCAAAGGGUUCUGUCAUAGUUGUGACAAGGUUUUUGUGGAUGACGAACAUAUGAGUCAGCAUCUUUGCAAAACUGCACCGAAAAUUAAAAGGUUCACUACCAUGGAAGAAUCACUCUUGAUGACCUGUCAUAUCAAUGAAAGGAAUAAAAAUGGCCUCCAGCUACAGAAGCAUGUAAGCUUUUUAAAAUCUUCUCCUCUGAAGAGACCUUUGGACUGUGAUGACAAAACUACAAAACGACAAAAGGAUUUAGUGGGCAAAAGCCAAGAGGUUAACAGUGUUCAUACUAUCAAAACCUGGACGUGUCAGUGCCUUUUAGCAUUUUCUUCUGAGGAACUUGUAGAAAAACAUAUCUUCUCUGAAAACAGCAUUUGCUACAAAUGUGGGGUCUGUGGAAAGCUUGCAGAAAACGUAAGUGUAAUCCGUUUGCACAUGAGCCGGUUUCAUGGAGGAGCUCAUUUAACUAACUUCCUCUUCUGGUGUCAGUCCUGUAGUGUCGCCCUUCAGAAAGAGGAGAAUGUUAUGGCCCAUGUGACAGAACUUCAUGCUGGGCAUAGCUACUAUUCUGAGAACGAGAUUGCUGCAGAUAAGCAUGCAUUACCUUCUGAUACCCAUUGUGGCAAUUCACUUGAAACGAACGACCAGUCUCCAAGCCCUAUGGAUCUGUCUCCACCAGAGUCGCCAAUGGAUCUGUCUGCGGAAAUUUCUUCCCAGUGGCAGUGUUGCAUAUGUGAGGAAAUAUUUGACUCAGAGGACACUGUGAAGCAGCAUUGCAUGUCAUUAGACAGCCAUCACUUUCACAGGUACAGUUGUGGCUUGUGCCAAAUGACAUUUCGGAAGACAGAAACCCUACGCCGACACUGUGAAGAAAAGCAUAACAAUGUAGAGCAGAUUACAUACUUUUGUGGAAUUUGUGGUGAUCUCUUUUUUGAUGCUGAGGAUGAGUUUUUACGUCACUAUAAGGACAUACAUAGCACAGAUUAUGUCUGUGUUUCUGAAAGAGCGGGGGCAUCAAUCAAAACAUUGGAAGUAGUAGAAGAGAGUAACUUUCUCAGUUGUGGCUGUCGAGAAAAAUAUGCCAGCAAACAGAAUAAACAGGAAGAUUACAAGAGGUGUCAAGAAGCUAUGCUGCAGAAAGGCAAAAUAUGGUUCCGCUGUACACUGUGCUCCUCAACAGCGCAGAGCUGUGAUGACAUGAUAGCUCAUCUUAAGAGUCACACAAACAACCCAAUGCACCAUGGAUUGUAUGUUGUGCGAUGUGGAGCAUGCAACAAAAGCUUCAGUGAUAUAUUCGUAUCUCUUCAGCACUACCAUAGCAAACACUGCUUCUCACAAAAACCCCAACUGGCCUUUGGAUCUCAGGCAGAAAGUGAUGUUUUCCAGUUCUCCGCCAGUGGGUCCUGUGUGGAUAAGCCCGAUAAACUGAAGCUUCCACUAGAUGCAGACACAGGAAGUUUUUUGGAAAAAAGAGCAUUGAAAUUGGAAUACGCAAACACCGAGCAGGUUAAGAAGCCACAUUCUGAGAUUCAUGGCCAAAAUGAUGUUGAACUACCUGACCUUGAUUAUUUGUGUACUAUGACUCAUAUUAUAAUGAUGGAUUUAGAUAACUGGGCAAAUUUUUUCCAUCAGUUGCCUGCUACCCUUAACCAAGGAACCUUUAUCUGGGGUUUUCAAGGUGGACGCAACAAUUGGAAGCCACCUGUGAAUUGCAGGAUUUUUAAUUACCUUACAAAGAUUGGAUGUUUUUUCCUACAUCCACACUGUGGUACAAGGAAAGAUUCAGCUGACUUUGCCAUCUGUGUGCAUGUGGGCCGUUUGGAUGAACACCUGCCAAAACAUAUUCCUUUCACUAUUCUUUCUGGAGACAAAGGUUUUCUUGAGCUGGAGAGCCAGCUCAAGAUGACGCAGCGGGUAACCCACAUUCUGGAUCCUCAUAAGAUUGAUGCUGCCGUGAUGUGUGCCAUAUUAAACAGCAUUUCAGAUACAGCCAAAGUCCGGCUCCCCAACAUUCUGAGGGAUUGUGAACGGGCCCUCCACUUAAAAAGUUUGAGGACCCCUGAUUUAGAACAUGGGAGGAGAAUAUCUGGUCUACCAUCAACUAAAAUGAAGAAGCUACUGAAACUGCAACAGAAGAGAACUUGCAAGCAACAAAGGCUCAAGAGGAGGAUGAUGCAGACAUGCAGGAGGCAAUCAGGAGAAGUCUUGAGGAAAUGUGAAGAUGUCUCAAGAUUAGUGCACUAAAACAUCUAAACUGCUUUACAAGUAAUCGAAAAUUUGUUCAUCAUUUUACAAAGAUUAAAAAAAUGCUGGUAAACAUUUCCAAGCCUCAACAGCUUUUAAAGAGCUGAACUGUCAGCCACCAUCUAGUCUUAGUAUCUGUUGAAGUUGCAGUGGAUCUUCUAUGCAUUUUAAUGCAACAUAUUUUAAAAUCCUCCAAAUGUGGCAGUUCCAUUGAGCUACAAGGUGAUUUGGUGUCUAAAAAAAAAGCUUCAUUAUGAUUUUCAUUUUUUCUUAUAAGUUUUUCAUUCCUUCUUGGUUUUCAAUGCUGUAUUCCUUUUUUGAAAGAACUACUGUCCUUUUGAAUGUGUAUUAUGUGUUGCAAUAGAAAGAAGUAUUACGUCCUGAUUUCCUGGGAAUAUCUUGUCCUUGUUAGGUAAUUCAUAAAGAAAUUAGAUAUUCCCUGAUCUUAAGAAGUACAGGCAAAUUCAUGAGGUGUUUCUGUGACCCAUGAAUUAUAACAGGCUGUAAGAUCUAGCAAUUUUCUUUUUCCUUUAUCUUGGCUCUAAGGUAUGUAUAUUUGUAUUUUGAUAUUUUUAUUGACUGGACAAUGUAUGUAUAUUUUGUCCUACUUGUAUUGCAACAAAGUAUUUUCUUUGAGUAAUGUAACUUUGGGAAAACAAAGCUUUCUGCAUUCCUAGAGUAUUAAUUUAUUAUUAUUUUGCAGACUAUAGUUAUAUAUUUGAGCAUAAUUAACAUUAAAUAUUUCAAAUACUCUUG